Molecule: messenger RNA, 2592 nt
Organism: Lachancea mirantina
Lineage: Eukaryota; Fungi; Ascomycota; Saccharomycetes; Saccharomycetales; Saccharomycetaceae
Source: the annotation of a GenBank genome assembly
AUGUCGCCCGAAGCAGCGCAGCUAGCGCAGGUCCUGGAGCAAACCAUUCUUAGCGCGGAUGCAUCCGUGCGGCUGCAGUGCGAAACGCAGCUGAAAAAACUCUCGAAUGAGAAUUUUUUGCAAUUUGCGGCGCUCAUCGCACAGGUGGCCGCAGACGAUUCCGCCCGUUUGGAAGCGCGUAUCCUCGCCGCACUUACCCUCAAGAACGAGCUCGUCAGCAAAGACCCGGUUAAAACCCAACAACUCGCGCAGCGAUGGCUCACGCAAGUCGACGACCAUUCUCGCCAGCAAAUCCGUCAAUUGGCGCUGUCGUCGCUUAUUGCGGCUGAGCCCCGUGUCGCAAACGCCGCUGCGCAGCUCAUCGCCGCUAUCGCGACGAUUGAGUUGCCUAGGGGCCACUGGCCCGAUCUCAUGAAGAUCAUGGUCGACAACACGGCCGCCACGCAGCCGGAAAACGUGAAACGUGCCUCGUUACUCGCAUUGGGUUACAUCUGUGAAGCAGCAGAUCCGGGCAACGAGAUGCUCAUGGCGCAGUCUAACAACAUUCUCAUUGCCAUCGUUCAGGGUGCCCAGGCCAGUGAACCUUCGCGGUUCGUACGUCUGACCGCGCUUAACGCGCUUGCUGAUUCGCUAGCGUUCAUCAAAAAUAACAUGGAACGCGAAGGUGAGCGCAAUUACCUGAUGCAAGUCGUCUGCGAGGCAACCCAAACCGAGGACUCUGACAUCCAGGCUGCUGCUUUUGGCUGUUUGUGCAAAAUCAUGUCUUUGUACUAUUUCCUCAUGAAACCUUACAUGGAACAGGCAUUGUACGCACUUACCGUGUCCACAAUGCAAUCGCCAGACGAAAAAGUGGCCUCCAUGGCUGUUGAGUUUUGGUCCACAAUUUGCGAAGAAGAGAUAGACAUCGCAUACGAACUGGCGCAAUUUCCACAGUCACCUCUGCAAAGUUUCAAUUUCGCGCUUACGUCGAUCCAGGAAGUCGUUCCCAACCUUUUGAAUCUCCUAACGAGACAAAACGAAGAUCCGGAAGAUGACGACUGGAACGUGUCCAUGUCUGCAGGUGCCUGUUUGCAACUGUUUGCUCAAAAUUGUGGCAAUUAUGUGGUCGAACCUGUUCUGCGUUACGUCGAAAUGAAUAUUAGCAAUGAGAGCUGGCGGCACCGCGAAUCCGCCGUGAUGGCUUUCGGAUCCAUUCUGGAUGGUCCGGACAAGGUCCAGCUUACAAACCUGAUCCAUCAAGCAUUACCUCCAAUCUUGGCCCUGAUGGGAGACCCGGUUCUUCAAGUCAAGGAGACUGUCGCUUGGUGUAUCGGUCGGAUCGCGGAUCUCGUGAUAGGAGCCAUUGAUCCACAACAUCACCUAUCCGAUGUCGUUCACGCCUGUUUGCAAGGACUUGAAGAUCACCCCAAGGUCGCUACUAAUUGUGCCUGGACCAUUAUUAAUUUGGUCGAACAAAUGGCCGACACCCCCGCAUCUCCUAUUUACAACUACUACCCUAUUUUAGUGGACGCGCUUAUGAAGGCUGCCAACCGACCUGAAAACGAACACAGUGCUCGAGCCUCGGCCUUCUCUGCUUUGACUACGUUAGUGGAGUUUUCCACAGAUCAGGUUUCGGAAUCCGCAGCGUCUAUUUCAUCUUUCAUCUUGGAUAAAUUGGGUCAGACCAUGGCUAUCGACGACUCUCAACUGUCUACCGACGCAAAACAGAACUUGGAAGAACUUCAAUCAAAUAUACUAAGCGUUUUGUCCGCCAUCAUCAGGAAAAAUCCAGCCUCUGUUACAUCCGUGUCAGACAUGUUGAUGGACCUUUUCAUCAAAUUGUUAGACAAAAAGGAUGUGUCGUAUAUUGAGGAUGACGUGUUCUACGCGGUCUCUUCGCUGGCCUCUGCUCUAGGGAAAGGCUUUGAGAAAUAUUUGGAAACGUUCUCUCCCUAUUUGGUCAGCGCUUUGAACCAGGUGCAGUCGCAAGUUUCAAUUACCGCAGUUGGAUUAAUUGCAGAUAUUUCCAAUUGUUUGGAAGACGACUUCAAGCAAUUUGCGCCUGCAUUCAUGAAUGUGUUAGGACAAAUGAUUUCUGCCGACAAUGCCAAAAAGGAACUAAAACCCGCUGUGCUUUCUGUCUUUGGAGACAUUGCUUCUAAUAUUGGUUCCGAUUUCAUUCCGUAUCUAAACCAAGUCAUGGCGCUUUGUGUCGCUGCGCAAAACACCAGACCGGAAAAUGGGUCCCUGGAAGCAUUGGAAUACAACGUCAAAGUACAUGAGGCUGUUCUUGACGCUUACGUUGGUACUGUGGCAGGGCUGCAAUCGAAUGCAGACGCUUUGUUCCCUUACGUGGGAACGAUUUUUCAAUUUAUGAGUCACAUUGCCGAUAAUCCUACUCUCAAUAGCGAGGACGCCACCGCAAGAGCCGCAGUCGGUAUAAUUGGCGACGUCGCUGCUAUGUUUCCAGAUGGCAGAAUUAAACAAUUCUAUUCUCAAGAAUGGGUAACCGAAUUUAUCAAAAAAACCAGGAGCAACACCUCUUUCAGCCAAUCCACAAAGGAUACUGCCAGAUGGGCAAGAGAACAACAGAAAUUCCAAAUGGGGCUUUAA